Molecule: messenger RNA, 953 nt
Organism: Megalobrama amblycephala (Wuchang bream)
Lineage: Eukaryota; Metazoa; Chordata; Actinopteri; Cypriniformes; Xenocyprididae
Product: CD59A glycoprotein-like
Exons: 8
Coding region: 134-697 (187 amino acids)
Source: RefSeq, a predicted model, not a curated record
UGGGAUUUCCUAAAUGACUGGAAAUCAUUCACUCCUGAGUACAUGACAAGUAUAUAAGAGAUACACACAAGUGCUUAUGAACUUACAAAACUCUCAAUAGCUACUACAUCGCUUAGAGGCACUAAUCAACAGAAUGAUGAAGACUUUGCUGGUGGCUCUUGUUCUUGCUCUGGUGUUGAACUAUGGAUCUGCACUGAAAUGCAACCACUGCGUUCCUCAGUCUGGAACACGCUGCACUCCAUCUCAAGAGACAUGUGGCUUUGGAAAAGAUGCCUGUAUAGCGGCCAGAUUCAACUUCCCUCCCUUCAUGGGCUUUCGGAGAUGCAGCAGUAUGACAGAGUGUCUUCUUCUCCAGAGUAACACCGCCAUGAAGAUUAAAUGCUGCCAGUCGGACCUCUGCAAUAACGUCAUCUUUUCAAGAAUGAUGAAGGUUCUGCUGCUGGCUCUUGUUCUCACUCUGGUGUUGGCGAAUGGCUCUGCCCUGAAAUGUAACAGGUGUGUCCCCGCCAGACCUGGAGGAAGUUGUGUGACCACCAAGGAGACGUGUGGCUUUGGACAAGAUGCCUGUGUAUCUGCAGAUUCACCACAUAUCCCUUUUCCUACUUUCCGGAGGUGCAGUAAAAUGGGAGAUUGCUUGAUUCUUCAGUCCAGCCCUUAUAUUACAGCCAGGUGCUGUCAGACGGACCUGUGCAACUAAUACCCCUGUCAUUUAAACACAGUCUUAAAGAGAAAAUGACUCAAACUGGUGGCAUUAAAGGAGUGCAUGUCACACAUAUACUGCAUACAUUAGUAGAACUACUUACUAAUGCAAGACCAAUAAUAGAUUAAUGUUUAAUUAACAUUAGUGUGAUUCUGUAGGCUACUAUACUGCACUUUUUUCAUGUUUGUAUUCAUUAGCUAUAUUCAUACCACAGCCAAACAUUUUGCAUGAAUAAAAUGUUUCACUAAAGACA